CCUCCAUCGACCUUUUGCGCGUGCGUGCUACCGAUCGCGACUCUCUUUUUUCUUCGGGCGUUGUCUUUCUUGCUCCCUCCUACGACGUUGCCCCGACCCAUUGAAGGCAUCCACGAGUUAAUGCCCCCGAAAUACGAGCCGUGCCCGCGCCCAAUUCCCUCCUCCGGCCCUCCUCGACCGUCGUCCCCAAUUUUGCUUCCCCUACCAAGCAUGCCGAUACCUGCCCUCUCGGUCCUCACCGCCGCGGCUUAGCAUUCACUGUCUCGAUCCAAUGCUCGAGAGAACGGCGGCCGGCCUGGAAUCAUGCAGCCUCCAGCGUGUCCUACCCAAGCCCACCAAGAGCUGCCGCCAGCUACACACGGGCUUCUGGCAGCAUGGCGCCUCUGCCAUUGAUCUCUCCAGCAUCUGGCCCGGCCCGCCUCGUACCGCCGAUUCCGAGACCACCGACGCCGACUCAUCGUCUCGCUACCACCAGCAGCAGUCCGGUCUGCUAGCGUCGGCCUUCCUGCUCGACUUCCUCUAUCCCAGCGCUACGUUGCCGCUCCUACGUCGAAUAUACCCCAAACUACCCAGGACUCAAGAUGGGAACCGCAAGGCCCUGGUACCGCGGAGAAGACAGUACUCUUCGUCGGCCACGGACCCGAUCCUCGCAUCAACGACCUCAAACAUGGUGGCACUGAGCGAUAUGGAGUUGGCAGAGGGAGGGGUUUACACAACCAUGUCUGAGCACGACCCCACUGCGUUGGAGAACCGUCGAGACGGAAUACUCGCCAAUGGCCACGACAAUGCGCCGAUAGGAGAAAACCAAGUCGAUUCGGAUGCUUCGUUAGAAUAUGACGCUCAACACACGCUGGAACGUCUCGAACGAUUGAUAUCGAACCAUACUGGCCAUCUUUAUUCCGAGGUUUGGGACCUCUACACCCACCUUGACCAUGAGAACCGUCUCUGCAUGCGUGCUCCUAUCGUUAUGUACCUUGCUCGGUCACAUGGCGUUGUGGAGAGUGGACGAGCCCUCUCCGUCUUUCGACAGAUUCCCAUCGAUGAGUGGGACAAUGAUCUCCUUACUGCAGGAAUCCUCUUGUUCCUGCGGACGGGGGACCUGCCGUCUGCGAUAGAUCAGUUCAAAACAGGCCUUGAUUUGAAAGGACUGACCGGAGGCCUCGAAUAUUUAUUGGCGGAUGCCAUUUCGUCGAGGAAAUGGGCCGCUGCUUUGGAUGUUUGGGUAGCGUACUAUGCGGCACAGGCCGAAAAGAAUCCUAAACGAAAGCCGAGUACGGAACGGCUUAAGGACCUCGAAGGUAUCCCCAACCAAGGAAAUCUGUACUUUGCUUUCCGGAGCUUCCUGGUGACGGAUGGUGCCGAUUACCAACGCAAGCUUAGACAAUCUCCCCUACCAUUCACAGCCUUCCGUGUUUUCCGCAAACACUUUGCGCAAAUGGCGUUGUGGGAGCCUUGCUCCCCGGAGCAGGCCGCCGUGAUCCUCGAAACCUUGAACGACAAGGAUCUCUAUAACGACUAUUUGGUGCGGAUGUUUGACCGCUGGUACGAAAAGUUGGAACCCCAAUCGACUAUUCUCAAGCUUCCCGCAAUUUACCAGACAUUUCGAGCCCUACCCGAUGCCCAGCCUGCGAUGCAUGUUCUACGAGGCAUGUUCAAGGUUCACUUUCCGAAGGACAUCGCUGCCCUAGAACAACUCUACCAAGAUUGGAUUCGAUUCCGCGGGGCCUUGAAUCAAUGGGGCUACGAGAAGUUCCUCAAGCUAUAUGCUCAAAGGGGCGAUGUUAAAGCUGUCCAGAAGCUUUGGGAUCAGUAUGUGAAAGCGUACCCGUCGGUGCUCAAGACGCCACGAGCCUUCAGGAGUACCCUGAACGUCUAUGCACAAGCGGGAGACGCUGUCCAGGCCGAAGCGGUGCUUAAAGAGAUGUCUAGCAAAUAUGGGGUCAAGCCUGAUGUUGAUUGUUGGAACACGCUUCUGAAGGCGUACAUGAGGGCCAACAACUACUCCCAGGUGCUAAGAUGCUUCGAGACGAUCUCCCAGAUGCACCAGCCUGAUUCCUUCACUUACGCCCAUGUCAUGGCCAUGAGUUCUAAGAAGGGCGACCUGGAGACGACUCUCGACUUUUUCAGCCGAUCCCAGGAGGCUCAAGUUCCGAUUACGAAGGAGAUGGCUCUCGCGUUAGUGGUGGCGUAUUGCCAGAACGACCUCCUGAUUGAGGCGGAGAGGCUGUGCAUUGAGAUGGCCGAACGAAAGCUCACACACACCGCUAUCUGGAACCAGCUGCUCAAUUUCAAUGGCGAGGCACGCAAUCUCAAGAGGUGCUACGCCAUCCUCGAACGCAUGAAACGGUUUGGCGUGGAAUGGGAUGAUGAUACCAACCGAUUCCUUCUCCAAGCACUUGUCAAUGCCAACAGGAUCCAUUCUGCGUACGCGCUUCUAAAAGCAGCUGAGGACGAGGAGUUAUUUACCUUGACGCCAGAGCACUAUGCCAUCGUCAUGGCGGGCGCUGCUCGUCUUGGAGAGUACGUCCUAGUAGAGAGCCUUCACUACCGGUUGGUAAAGUCGAACAUGCCAAUCAGCUUCAAUGCUUUGAUACCAUUGGUGGAGUCAGCGGUGCGACGAAAGCCAGGAGUCAAGCGAACACUGAAUUUGAGCAAAGAGUUGGUUGAGCAUUUCCGCAACGCCGUGGCUGGCUCCACAGGGGAGCCUGGACAAACUGCCACUGGCGGUUCUCAGGCAAUCUCACUAGGGAGCACGGCGAUGUCGAGAAGCCAGUCACAAAGUAUCGGCCGGGCAAUCAUGCUUUUGGUUGAGCUGCGAGAGUUUGGUACCGCCGAAGAGCUCAUGACACUGUACAAUGAGCUGUUUCCCCAAUUCAAGCAAAGCAAUCAGUAUCCGCCCAACAUUGUGUCUGCUCUGAUGCUGGCGUAUUACAAGGACGGGAACCUAGACAAGGUCAUGGAGCUUUGGCAGAAGACCUGGGUACAAAUAUUUGAGUCGAGCAAGAAGAGUCACCGAGAGGGCAUCUACGCCGGCAACGAGUACGACCUCUCACGAGUGCUCAAUGUUGUGCUUAGGGUGUACCGAGAUAAGAAUGAUGGCCAAGGGCUGUCGGAUUGCAUUGAUCGAGUGACUCAGUCAGGCUUCAAGCUCACAUGCGCCACCUGGUCUCUUGCCGUUCGAUACUUGUCCGAGUUGGACCGGUGGGAGCGGGCCAUGUACUGGUGCGAGACGAUGCUCAUGGAUGGCUGGCGCGGCUGGAACUGGGGAAGGAUGAACAAGGAAAAGGCUGGGUUUUUAAACACACGCGUCCUGAGGGCGCCCAAGAAUGUGGUCUUCCGACUGCAACAGAACUGGCUCAAGAUGCGUAAGAUGGCUGCUUGGUCAGAGGACAUCUCCCGUCAGCUCCACAACGUCCAGGCCAAGUUCCCGCGCCUCUACCACGCCUUCACCAUGUCUGACAUGGAGACCAUGCCGGUGGCGUACCAGGUCAACUCGAACCGCACGUCUAUCCAGGAUCUUGACGAGGUCCUGCGCAGCAUGCCGUACAACGAGCUGAUGAAGGCUAAGGAGGCCCUGCUCAAGCAACUCAUGCAGGAACGGAAACGUGAGAAGCGUCUAGGUAUUGCCGCUCUCGCCCCAAAGAGCCAGCAGGAUCACCAGGACUGGAAGCGCGAGCUGCACAACAGGGUUAGACGCUUCGCGGCCACUUGGGUGAAGCGACGCGAGCAGCGCUUUGCUGAGACAAAAUCCUCGUCAUUCGAAGGAGAAUUAUCCCCCUCCUUAUCAGCCUCUUCCCCGUCCGAAUUAGCCACGAUCGCUGACCCGGAACAAGUCGUUGCUCGGGAACGUUCUGGCUACUGGAACAGCUUCUGGGACCGCUACGACCAGCGUCCGCACGGUGACCGCCGCCCCCAACACGCGAAACACUAUUCGGCCAAGGCACUGAGAUCACGCAACUCGGAGAAGAAGUCUAAGCCCAAAUCUAGCGCUGCGGCAAGACCGAAGUCCGACAGCUCGAAAAAACGAUAAUGGAGUCCAGUGUGUGAGGCGGCAUCAAUGUGCCUUGAGCACGCAAGGACCCAAAACAUACAAAUAUCAUGUUUACAAAGUUGUGGCAUUCGAAGAACGCGUGUAAACUACAUGAGUUCGCGAAGGUGGAGAUCAAGAUGAUAUCAUGUAUGCUGGGAGUUGGCGGAGGAUGAUGUGUAUUCGUAUAUGUACAAACCCUACUGAGCAUUUAGAUCUGUACUUUUGUAUAACAUAGAACAAUGACCUCACGUCGCCGUGCCUUGAACAGGCAAGUAUAUGACAG
This is a messenger RNA of Ilyonectria robusta, 4313 nucleotides long. RefSeq lists its product as uncharacterized. NCBI's taxonomy places the organism in Eukaryota, Fungi, Ascomycota, Sordariomycetes, Hypocreales, Nectriaceae. The record is from RefSeq and is a predicted model, not a curated record. The coding region runs from base 272 to 4030 and encodes 1252 amino acids. Gene Ontology annotation, molecular function: protein binding. The transcript has a single exon.